GACCAGUGGGUGUCAGUAAUGUGUAUUAACCAUCCCUCCACUUACAGCGGAAGCAAAUGAUCGUACACAACGCUGGCGCAGAGCACACGUGGGUACACACAAGUUUCUUGGAGUGAUGUGCUUGAGUAGUUUAUAGUAGAUAAACAUGUCGAAAAGGCAGAGAGUUGUGUCAGACGAAAAGCCCGGUCCUGAUGUGGAACACACAGAGGAGGAGAUUCCGGAGACAAGACGGACCCGCAGUGGCCGCAAAGUGCGCACUCCAGCCGCACUGCUGGACUCCGAAGUCUCGGUGAGGACCCCUACCCGGAGGACGAGGAGGUCUGUUCUCCAAGAGCUGCCGGCGGAAGAAGAGAAAAACACCGAAGAGCCAGCGCCGGGACCCGAGAGUCUUUCCGAGGAAAAGGACAUUAUGUCUGCCGAGCCAGAGCCGUGUACAGUCCCUGAGCCUGCGGAGCCCUGCACGGAGGCUGUAGCACAGACACACAGCAACGACGUCAAUGUGAGCGAAGACGCGCAUCUGUCCGGGCCUACACCAGCAGAAACGGUACCCACAACCAUCGAAACCAUCCCCAAUAAGAAGCCUCGUUUGGGGUCAGCCGGGAAACCAAACUCAGCCGUGCCGCUGGGGAAACCCAAAUCAGGGAGAGUGUGGAAGGACCGCAACAAGCAGAGGUUCUCUGCUCUGGUGAGAGAUAAACCAUUGUGCUCUUCUUGGGAAAAGAAGAUGGAGGCCAAGCGGGACAAGCAGCUGGUGAAACAGUACACUUUGCAGCUUAAAGAGGAGAAAGCCAGACAGAAAGAAGAAAAGAGGAAAAGGAGAGAAGAGAACCUGAAGCGCCGUGAAGAGAACGAACGCAAAGCCGAGAUCGUUCAAGUGAUCAAGAACACAACAAAGAUUAAGAGGAUGAAGAAGAAACAGCUGCGGAAGAUUGAGAAGAGAGACACGCUGGCUCUGCUGCAGAAGUCACAGAUUGGAAAAGCCAAAGGACAAAAGAGUAAAAAGUUUGACAAAGAUCAAAAUCAAAAGACUGUGAGAUAAUAAAAGUGUUAAGUGCUUUUGCUACAUGUCUUAUACUUGGAUGCAUAAAUAUAACGAAAAUAAAUGUUAUUCAUACUGCAAAAUUAAAUUUCUACUUUAUGGACUCUC
Messenger RNA from Notolabrus celidotus (New Zealand spotty), 1147 nucleotides. RefSeq names its product coiled-coil domain containing 86 (gene ccdc86). Lineage: Eukaryota; Metazoa; Chordata; Actinopteri; Labriformes; Labridae. The record is from RefSeq and is a predicted model, not a curated record. The transcript has 4 exons. Gene Ontology annotation, cellular component: nucleolus. Bases 146 to 1039 code for a protein of 297 amino acids.